Messenger RNA from Rana temporaria (common frog), 1536 nucleotides. RefSeq names its product WW domain-containing adapter protein with coiled-coil. NCBI's taxonomy places the organism in Eukaryota, Metazoa, Chordata, Amphibia, Anura, Ranidae. Gene Ontology annotation, cellular component: nucleus. Gene Ontology annotation, biological process: regulation of autophagy; positive regulation of TORC1 signaling. The record is from RefSeq and is a predicted model, not a curated record. Gene Ontology annotation, molecular function: chromatin binding; RNA polymerase II complex binding.
CGCGCUCUGGCGACCAGGACGGGGACUGUGUAGUGCGCGUUCAUGAGUGUCCGCGCCGCCGCUGCGUCGUGCCGUCUGUGUCUGUGUGUGUGAAGGGGGGGAGAUGGACCGCGGGCGCUUGCCCCAUUAAUACACCCAACAUACCGAGGAGCGGAGUGCGCUGCCAUUGUCCUCUUAUUAGGUAGUGAUAAAGCGGGGUCCCUCCCCCCGCAGUGCCCGAGCCGCGCCCGCUCACCCACCGGGGGUCACUUGUCAGCCGCACUCUCCUCGCCUCCACACCCCACUCACACACAGCAUUGAUGGUAAUGUAUGCAAGGAAACAACCGAGACUCAGUGAUGGCUGUCACGACCGAAGGGACUCCCAACCCUACCAGACACUCAAAUAUUCAUCAAAGGGACACCCAAGCAGUGGUGAACACCGUCAUGACAAAAUGCGUGACUCUACAGAUCCAUCUCCCCCAAACAAGAUGCGAAGAUCAGACAGCCCUGAAAAAUAUGCUGACAGUGCUGGACAUGGGAAGGCCAAGAGUAUGCACGUUCACAGGGUCCGAGAGAGAGAUGGAGGGACCAGUUUUUCUCCACAAGAAAAUUCCCAUAACCACAGUGCUCUUCAUAGCUCAAAUUCACAUUCUUCUACUCCAAGCAAGACAUCUGAUUCUGCUUAUGAACCAGCAGAUGAUUGGUCAGAGCAUAUCAGUUCCUCGGGCAAAAAAUACUAUUAUAACUGCAGAACAGAAGUGUCCCAGUGGGAGAAACCGAAGGAGUGGCUGGAAAGGGAACAACGCCAGAAGGAGUCCAGUAAAGUGGCAGUUAAUAGUUUCCCCAAAGACCGAGACUACAGAAGAGAAGCAAUGCAAGCCACAGCUACGGUGGAUGAGAAACAUUCCGGUGACGCCAGCGGCAUGCUUCCACAGAACAUUUUGUCUCAGACAAGCCGGCACAAUGACAGAGACUACAGACUGCCCAGAACAGAGACUCACAGCAGUGCAGCCUCAGUGCAGCACUCUAUUAAACCUGUGGUUCAUUCAUCUGCUGCCUCAAGCAGUGUUUCCUCUAGUACUUUUACAGUACAGCCUGAUCACCCUCCUCCAAAGAAGUCAUUUGAUGCAAAUGGAGCACCAACAUUGACAAAACUGCCUAUCCCCACAUCUUCCACCCCAGCACAGAAAUCUGACAGAAAAGACUCUGUAUCUGAUAAAACAUCCUGUACCACCCCUUCCACAUCAUCUGCUCCUGGACUAAACCCUUCUGCUGCUCCCCCAUCCUCUUCUACAGUCCCUGUGUCACCGGUGCCACAAUCACCGAUUCCUCCGAUACUGCCCGACCCAAACCUCCUGCGGCAGCUGCUCCCUGCCUUGCAAGCCACUCUACAACUUAAUAAUUCUAAUGUGGAUAUAUCCAAAAUUAAUGAAGUUCUUACAGCUGCUGUGACACAAGCCUCUUUACAGUCAAUACUUCACAAGAUCAUCACCGCUGGGCCCUCUGCUUUCAACAUCACUUCUCUAAUAUCCCAAGUUGCACAGCUGUCAGCACAAG